AUAGAUAGAAAGAUAUAACAGGCAGAUUUCCUUUGUGCAAAUUCAUAACAAAACUCAAAAUGUGUUUCGUUUUAUAUAGAGAUCUAGUUAGACAACAAAGAAUUUCGUUAUUAUUCAAAUAUUGAUACAAACAAUAUAUUUUCAUGUUUCUGUUAGUAUUUCUAAUGUUGACACUUCAUUAAUUUAUAACUACUGUGGAACAUGAAACAAGUAACGAACAACGACCAAUUUUACACAUAAAAUACCUACCUAUUCAUUAUAAAGUUCAUGUUUCUGUGUGUAUCUAGUGUUAUGUUCUUAAAAAUUGUUUAAUUUCUACAAGUGCGGGUGAUAUCAUGCAGUUGUUAGAUUAGACAGCAUUUCCUGUCGCAGGCAGGUAGGUAUAAGAUAAGUGCACUCGCGCUCCCAGAUUUGUCUAGAUAGGUUCACACGCUUGAGAACAAAACCACAUCUAGAUUCUUCAAGCGUACAACGUACCUAUAGGGCGAUCGAAUCGUAAAAUGCUAUGAGAAAGUCUAAAUCCUUCUUAACCUCAUCACUGUGUUAGAAGGAGAAGCGUGGCGGGUUUGUUCACCCCUAUAUCGUGAGAUGUCGCGGACGCUCGGGGAGAGUCGGGAGGCUGCGCCGCAGGGCGCGCGCGCGUACCCGGCCGCUUCGUCAUUGCGACGGAGGCUGUCGUGUGUCGGCGCUGGCCCGUGCGAGCGCUCGUCCCGCACCGCACCGCACCGCGCUGUGACCGUGCGUCACCGGAGCCGCGUCCGCCGUGUGAACACGCCCUCGUGCCGAGCUCAGGCGUGCUGUGUCCUACCCGGUUGCCGCCAACCGCCUAACGGCCGUCGGUGCCGGUACGGUGCCACCGCGCAGUGCAUGUGCCUCUGUUCCAUAGCUCAGUGACCACGUUCCCGGGGACCGGCGAUUGUGGCGCGAUGUAAAGAAGCCGCGACCGUGAAUCUAUGUGCGCAGGUCGGUGAGCGGAGGCGCGCGCGGGCGAGAUGGCCGCGCCGGCCAGCUGAUAGCAUGCGGGCGGCGGCGCGCCUGCCCGCCCCAACCUAGCCGAUCGCACCACAUUCACGGGUAUAAAGCGGCAGUCACUGAAGAUGGUAGACCCGGGCGGUUGCAGGGGUGACACCAUAUCAAUGAGCGCGCUGGAAGGCGGCGCGCUGGGCGGCGGCGGCGGCGGUGGCGCGUUCGGCGCGCUGCGAGCGGCCGGCUCGCCGCCCGCGCCCAGCCUCGGCGCCAGUCGGCACAGUCUAAUCGAAAUGAUGACGUGCCGGCUGGGCUCCCGGCGGCUGGGUGGGUCCCGUGGCUCGCUGCAGGCUGGCACUUGCACCGCCGCUAGCGAGCUAGACCUUUCCUCGCGUUCGCGACGUGCACACAAAGCUAGAUUAAAAUUGCUGGGUACUAGCGGAGAAGCGCCGCUGCUGAGCGGGUGGCGUAGUACGCCGCACACGCCGCAUGCCUCCGCCACCCCUGCGCCGCACCACUCACACAAUCACCUCGCACCGCCCCACUGCAACGGCACAGAUAGUGGUAGCAGAGGAGGCCUCCGGCGGCGGUCGACGUACGCCAGUGGUCGGCUACGCUCCGGGCCCCAUUGGUCGUUCGUGUUUGACCCUGCGGGCCGUUUGUGCUACUACUGGUCCAUGGUUGUUUCCCUUGCCUUCCUAUACAACCUUUGGGUCAUCGUCUAUAGGUUCGCCUUCCAAGAGAUUAAUGGGGAGACGCUAAUAGUGUGGUUCUGCUUGGAUUACUUCUCGGAUUUCCUGUACUUAGCGGAUAUAUUGUUUCAUUUUCGAACGGGCUACUUGGAAGACGGCGUGCUACAAACCGACGCGGCAAAGCUCAGAGCGCAUUACAUGAAUUCUACAACCUUCUACAUCGACUGCCUCUGCCUCUUGCCUCUGGACUUCCUCUACCUCUCCAUUGGGUUCAACUCCAUCCUGCGAUCGUUUCGUCUCGUCAAAAUAUACCGUUUCUGGGCAUUCAUGGACCGCACCGAGCGACACACGAACUAUCCAAACUUAUUUAGAUCUACAAGUUUAAUUCAUUAUUUAUUAGUGAUAUUCCAUUGGAACGGGUGCUUGUACCAUAUAAUAUAUAAGAACAAUGGGUUCGGUAGUAAAAACUGGGUGUAUCAUGAUACUGAAACGGCGGAUGUGGUGAAACAGUACCUACAAAGUUAUUAUUGGUGCACUUUGGCGCUAACAACAAUAGGUGAUUUACCACGGCCGCGGAGCAAAGGGGAGUACGUGUUUGUGAUUGCGCAGCUUCUGUUUGGGUUGCUACUGUUUGCGACGGUAUUGGGACAUGUUGCCAAUAUCGUUACUUCGGUCAGUACCGCCAGGAAAGAAUUCCAGGCGAAACUGGACGGGGUGAAGACAUACAUGCGCAUGCGCCGGGUGCCAACUCACUUGCAAGUAAAGGUGAUCAAGUGGUUCGAUUACCUGUGGCUCACGCAGAAAUGUUCCGAUGAAGAAAAGGCGGUCUCCUGCUUACCUGAUAAACUGAAAGCGGAGAUUGCUAUUAAUGUCCACUUGGAUACUUUAAAAAGGGUGGAGAUCUUCCAAAACACGGAAGCGGGAUUUCUGUGCGAGUUGGUUUUAAGACUUCGGCCUGUCCUUUUUUCGCCAGGCGAUUAUAUCUGCAGAAAAGGCGAAGUUGGCAAGGAAAUGUACAUAGUGAACCGAGGAAAACUGCAGGUGGUAGGCGAUAACGGCAAGACGGUGCUAGCAACACUCAAGGCGGGUUCUUAUUUUGGCGAAAUUUCCAUUCUGAACAUGGGCACGGCAGGUAAACAACUUGGAAACCGGCGGACAGCAUCGGUGCGGUCCGUCGGCUAUUCGGAUCUGUUCGUGCUCAGCAAGAAGGACAUGUGGGACGUGCUCAAAGAGUACCCCGCAGCGAGGGUCCGCCUAGAGGCUAUUGCCGUCAAGAGACUUGAGAAGUAUAAGAAAGCACCGCUUGAAAAAGUUGCGAUGGGUCGCUGCCAAUCUACGCCCGGGCUCGUAGAGACGAGCGGGCGCGUGCCUAUAGAGGAGAUGCAGCUCCCACCCGCACCGGCGCCACUGCCGAUGCACCCUUCACACCCGCCUUCCUACCGGGACCAGCUUUAUAGUUCGUCAGUAAGUCCUCUUCGUGUAGCAUCCCCUGUAGCGUCGUGUGCAUCUAGUGCCCGCAGUAGCGCGGCAGGCGGUGGCAGCGUGGCUGCCGUCAGCAUGGCGCCUAGAGUACUCCUCGACUCACACGAUGCCCUCGAGUGCGAGAUCAAGCGAUUGCGUGAGCGAUUGUACACUGUCGAAACGGAGAAUGCCGCAAUGUCCGCUAAGCUCAGUCAACAGCAGUGGGAAGUUGAUCAGAGGCUACAAGAAAUUGAAAUGCAGAUCUGUGGGGGCAGUUCACUGAGCUCGCAGGAGGAGAAUGAGCGGAACCGCGAGAGCAUCAUUUAACAGCGCGCCUCACCCGAGCCCUCGCGGCCGCUGCCUUCCUUGCCCGUGCUGCGCUCCUCAGCUGUCUAUUGAAACCCCCAGCAACCUGCAGCCCACCGGCCGCUCAGGCCUUAGCCGACCACUUGUGUUUUCCCCACUUUAGUGACCUAUGUGAACUUUGAAUGUACAAUCAAACGUAGUGUUUUUAUGAUGAAUAAUAUUAUUAUGGAAUAUUUAAAUACGAAUUAACUUUAUCAAAUUUAUAUAUACGUAGUAUAUACGACUCGCUAAUAUUUGACGAGUGCCGUGGAGUGAGAUUUUGCCAAGACAAUAUUAUCUUAAAAUUAAAUCGUUUAGAUACAUCGAGGAGUGUGGAGUGCGUGAUGUGCGUGAUCGCGCGACGUGUCGGUGCGCGUGCGCGUACUUUCGAUAAUCAGUUGAUAAGUUCGCGCGUACCUUGUCCUAAAGGGCGUCUAUUUGGUUAAUUCCUUAGCGGCUGUAUGUUGUGCACACCUCAUGUCUAGAUGUUUUACCCGCGAUGGUUUCGUAUAAUGACCGUGUUUACAUCAGUUAAUUUUUUACACUUGUUACAUUGUUUUUUGUUUCGGUAUGUUGUAGCGAAAUUAUUCUUAUUUAUUGAGGUUUGUGUACAAAAAUUAUCCUAUAUUGUGUAAUCACUAAAUAAAACUAUGUGCCAAAUAAGUGGCCAAAGUGAAUGUGUUAAGGAUAAGAUUUUUGCGUUAACUCAUGAAUAGAGGAAUGGAUGUGUUCCUAUCCAUUCUAUUUGAGCUUUAAUUAUAAUAAAAUCCAGGAAGACUUGAUCACGUUAUAGUUAUGUUUCGGUUGAUCCUUUGUUAUGAUUAAAACAGUUUAGGGUAUAGUUCUUUCUUCGUCAAUAAAUUUGGUAUAAUCUAUGUAUAUUCGUAAACUAUAACAUUCUGAAACAGUUUUGCCCAUUGUAAUGACAUAAAUCGACCAUAGUAUGUUGUAACUUGUUAUAUAAAAUGAAUUAUUACCUUUGUAUUAAGGAACGUAGCUUAAAACUGAUACUUAAGUCAGUUUUGGUAAUUUAAAAAUCACUACUGCCAAAUAAGAUAUAAGUAGAUAAAACAAAAUGUUUUAAUGUAAAGAUAUUACCAAAGAAUGUUUUGUACUUAAUAUCCUUUCUAUUCACCUAAAGUUCGUUUAAGAGAUCGUUAAGUGACAUUCAUGUGUCUACAUAAGUGAAUUUUAUUGUUGAAGCUUCGGAAUUAAUUUGUUUGAAUCAUUUAUUGUGCUAUAUUAAUAUUAUUAUAUAUAUGACAAAGUCAAAGUACCAAAACGUGAGAACCUAAGUGAAUUCAACAGUAAGUAAAUUGUAAAUACUUAUUCUGGUAUAUCUAUGAUACGUGUUUAUAAGCUGUUUUAAUUGAUAUGACAUUGUUUUGAAAGCCACGAGUUAACCGGUAUGAAGUGUUGAUGGAUAUAGGAAAAGCGGCGAGGACAUGACUUUUGUUUUUAUUAUCUACAAAUAAGACACGUGUUUAUGUUUAUGUAUGCCACUGUAUAAUUAAUAUAAAUGGUAACAGUGUCGAUUUUAGGCCAAUUGUUGUAUAAAUCGUUUAAGUUAAGUCGUAAAAGCUUUAGAGUAGAAUAUUAUUUUACUCGAAUAUGUAUAAAUAUACAAAUGUUUUUUUUUUUCCUGGUUAACUUGUUUGCAAAAAUAAAAUCAGAAGCAAAAUUAUUUCUCCGCUAAUAAUAGUAUCAAAAUUCUAAGUUCUAUAUGAAAUUUCUACUUAACUUUAUUAAAACAUUUAGCCUAGAAUUUAUCACAGAGGUACGGCAUGUGUGUAUCGUUACGCCGCCCCCACACCGCGGCGGUGGAACCAUUGUCAAGUUUGUACUUACUCUAUUACCAAAAUUGCUGAAUCUACAUACUGUGACUUUGUAAAGCCGCAAAUAUACUAUUGGGUAUAAUUCGGCGCGUAUUUAGUAUCUUGAUAGUAUAUUUACAUUUAAAAUGUGCUUAAGUUGCGGAUAUGACUUUGGAUCGUUCUUGGACGAUUGGACGUCCGACGAGGAUCUGACGGAUUAAAUGACACACAUACUUGCAAAACAACCAAAGAGAGAGAAAUGGUCGAAACACCAUGCACACUUUUCAGUCGCGUCCAUCAUCCGCGACUGAUAUCCUAUAGUACUCGUAUGUUUGCGGCUUAAUCGUGUGGUUGCGUGCCGCGGUCUGCCGCGAUUCCGCGAUGUAGAGCGCGACGCCGUAUCGCUGUAUUAAGUAUUUUGGAAUAAUAAAUUAUGUUGCAACUUAUUCAAAAGAUACGUUUUUAAAUCGACACUGUAUCUACAUAUAUGUAAUAUAUUCUAUAUACUUAAUAAAUCUCAAUCUGUCACGUAAGUAAAAAUAUAUAUAUAAUCCGUACUACUUCAGUUCGUCCAACGACUCAGUUUUAUCACACUAAUAAACGCCCGAAAAUGUAAUAGAUAGGCGAUAAAAUUUUUAACUGUAAAUAAAAUAUUUAUUUAUUGUUAUAUAUUCCAGAAAUUUUUCUUCUUACAUAUUUCUCGAUUAUAAAAUGGUAAGAGAGAUGCAUUAUGCAAUUGAAUAUUAAACGAAAAUGCAAGUGCUUUUUAUCAUAAUAACUAUGUAGGUAUAUGAUUCUGAGAACAUUGUGCGGGCUCAGCAACAAAAAGGACUUAGUUGAUAUCCUUAAAGGUAAAAAAAUACAAGAUCGUUAUAUUGAAGCUCUGCAUCAUACAGCUUUUGUUUCUAAUUGAAAUAGAUAUUAACAUGAAAUCAAAAUUAGAAGUUAGUUUUUUUUUUAUGAGUACUCCAGUAACGAAACUGAACAUGUUCCCAAAGAAAUAGGGGGCCUUUUAGAGCCUUCUAUAUUAACGCAACAUAUCUAGUUAUCAAAUUUUUUUAAUGGUUUUCAAACCCUUUGGGAAAAAGUUCAGAUUGACGAUUUAGAAAAUACUCCCUUAACAUGCACUUUGAUUUUAUCUUGUAGUACCUACUUACUCGGUACUGACUAUUUUUAUAUAAUAUUCACAAAAAAAGAAAAUAUUAAUUACAAAUAAAUGACAUGUCAUAUUAAAAUAUAAUACUAAUACAAUUUAAAGUGCUUAAUAUUGUAAGUCUUUUUUAUGUCUAAGAAAAAAUUGGAUUUGAAAGAAACCUAUAAGUAUUUUCAUUUACCGAAUGAGCCUGAGUCACUGCUGUUGCUGGCCCGUAUAAAAAGAACAAACUAUAAUUCUGUUUGUAAGUAUUGUUACUUUACCUUCACGAGAAUCAGACGUUUAUUAAAUUUGGCGCGUAAGUACCACUGAGAGAUUGGACCGUGGUUCGGUAAUUUUCUGCAGUAACCGGCUUGUGCAUCUAAAUUGGAAAUUCAAUUAUGUAUCGCACACGAUUCAUUUUAUUGUUAAUAAAAAGAUUAAUAUAAUAAUAA
Molecule: messenger RNA, 6865 nt
Organism: Galleria mellonella (greater wax moth)
Lineage: Eukaryota; Metazoa; Arthropoda; Insecta; Lepidoptera; Pyralidae
Product: cyclic nucleotide-gated cation channel alpha-3
Exons: 16
Coding region: 1098-3446 (782 amino acids)
Biological process (GO): monoatomic cation transmembrane transport
Cellular component (GO): plasma membrane; intracellular cyclic nucleotide activated cation channel complex
Molecular function (GO): protein-containing complex binding; intracellularly cAMP-activated cation channel activity; intracellularly cGMP-activated cation channel activity
Source: RefSeq, a predicted model, not a curated record